Messenger RNA from Momordica charantia (bitter melon), 672 nucleotides. RefSeq names its product transcription regulator. Gene Ontology annotation, molecular function: sequence-specific DNA binding; DNA-binding transcription factor activity; protein dimerization activity. Gene Ontology annotation, biological process: regulation of DNA-templated transcription. Lineage: Eukaryota; Viridiplantae; Streptophyta; Magnoliopsida; Cucurbitales; Cucurbitaceae. The record is from RefSeq and is a predicted model, not a curated record. Gene Ontology annotation, cellular component: nucleus.
AUGUGGGAAGCUAGCAAACAGAAGAUCAUAUAGAUUUGAGGGCUCAUCAUGGCCUUAUAAAAACACCCUCAAAGUUUUUUCUUUUUUUGCAGAGAUACUAAAGUGGAACAAAGAGAGAAAAAAGAUAGAAGAAGAAGAAGAAGAAGGCUCAUAAAAGAGGAAUAAGGAGGCUGUGAAAAAAAAAAGGAUUGAAAAAAGAAGGUUGAAUCAUCCAUAUCCAUGGUUUCUAGAGAGCACAAGAAGGCAGUUCUGCAUGAGAAGCUCCAAUUACUUCGUUCAAUUACCAACUCUCAUGCUCUAAACAAGGCCUCGAUAAUAGUGGAUGCAUCAAAAUAUAUCGAGGAGCUAAAACAGAAAGUAGAAAGAUUGAAUCAAGACGUUCAAAAUUCAAUCCACCCAAAUCCACUUCCCAUGGUUACAGUGGAAACCCUAGUGAAGGGAUUUUCUAUAAAUGUAUUUUCAGAAAAGAGCUGCCAAGGCCUCCUUGUCUCCAUAUUAGAAGUGUUUGAAGAGCUGGGGCUUAAUGUUCUUGAAGCUAGGGUUUCCUGUACUGAUAGUUUCCAAUUACAAGCUAUUGGAGAAAUUGACGAACAAGGAGAGGAAGCCAUUGACGCUCAAGCUGUGAAAGAAGCAGUCGUUCAAGCUAUAAAGAGCUGGAGCGAAAGCAGUGAA